Pseudophryne corroboree (corroboree frog) is the source of this 1760-nucleotide messenger RNA. RefSeq names its product gastrula zinc finger protein XlCGF57.1-like. Gene Ontology annotation, molecular function: RNA polymerase II cis-regulatory region sequence-specific DNA binding; DNA-binding transcription factor activity, RNA polymerase II-specific. Gene Ontology annotation, biological process: regulation of transcription by RNA polymerase II. The transcript is spliced from 2 exons. The record is from RefSeq and is a predicted model, not a curated record. The coding region runs from base 1 to 1518 and encodes 505 amino acids. Lineage: Eukaryota; Metazoa; Chordata; Amphibia; Anura; Myobatrachidae.
AUGUAUGUGACUGAUAUAAAGGCAGAAGAUACAGAGGGAGCAGAAGAGACUCCAGCUCUAUCAGCUGAUCCCCCUGAUCCUGGGGAAUGUUCUCCUGAUCACUCUGAUAUUGGUGCAUCUGUUACAGCUCUGACAGUAGACACAGCGUUUCCCUGUUCUAUAGAUGCCAAAUGUUUUCCACAGAACACAAAGGCUCUUAACCCACAGACAGGUAAGGCAGGUGAGAGGCCAUUUCUAUGUUCCGAGUGUGGGAAAUGUUUUACAUACAAAUCGUAUCUUCUUAGACAUCAGAGCAGUCACACAGGUAAGAGGCCAUUUCCAUGUUCUGAGUGUGGGAAAUGUUUUGCACAUAAAUCAGAUCUUGUUACACAUCAGAGAAGUCACACAGGUGAGAAACCAUUUUCAUGUUCUGAGUGUGGGAAAUGUUUUACACUGAAAUCACAUCUUGUUAAACAUCAGCGAAGUCACACAGGUGAGAGGCCAUUUCCAUGUUCUGAGUGUGGGAAAUGUUUUACAUACAAAUCAGCUCUUGUUAUACAUCAGCGAAGUCACACAGGUGAGAGGCCAUUUCCAUGUUCUGAGUGUGGGAAAUGUUUUGCACAUAAAUCAGAUCUUGUUACACAUCGGAGAAGUCACUCAGGUGAGAAGCCAUUUCCAUGUUCUGAGUGUGGGAAAUGUUUUACACUGAAAUCACAUCUUGUUAAACAUCAGAGAUGUCACACAGGUGAGAAACCAUUUCCAUGUUCUGAGUGUGCAAAAUGUUUUGCACAUAAAUCAGAUCUUGUUACACAUCGGAGAAGUCACACAGGUGAAAAACCAUUUUCAUGUUCUGAGUGUGCGAAAUGUUAUGCACAUAAAUCAGAUCUUGUUGCACAUCGGAGAAGUCACACAGGUGAGAAGCCAUUUUCAUGUUCUGAAUGUGGGAAAUGUUUUGCACAUAAAUCACAUCUUGUUACACAUCAGAGAAGUCAUACAGGUGAGAAACCAUUUUCAUGUUCUGAGUGUGGGAAAUGUUUUACACAGCAAUCAAAUCUGAUUACACAUCAGAGAAGUCACACAGGUGAGAAACCAUUUCCAUGUUCUGAGUGUGGGAAAUGUUUUACACUGAAAACAAAUCUUGUUACACAUCAGAAAAGUCACACAAGUGAGAAACCAUUUUCAUGUUCUGAAUGUGGGAAAUGUUUUACACUGAAAUCAGAACAUGUUACACAUCAGAGAAGUCACACAGGUGAAAAACCAUUUUCAUGUUCUGAAUGUGGGAAAUGUUUUGCACAUAAAUCAAAACUCGUUACACAUCAGAGAAGUCACACAGGUGAGAAACCAUUUUCAUGUUCUGAGUGUCGGAAAUGUUUUACACAGCAAUCAAAUCUGAUUACACAUCAGAGAAGUCACACGGGUGAGAAACCAUUUCCAUGUUCUGAGUGUGGAAAAUGUUUUACACUGAAAUCAAAUCUUGUUACACAUCAGAGAAGUCACACAAGUGAGAGGUCAUAUCCAUGCUCUGAGUGUGAGAAGUAAAUCAGCUCUGUUUCACACAAUAGACAUCACACAGGUGAGGAUCCUUUUUAUUCUUAUCACCAUUGCCAUGCAAUGUUCCUCAAGGUUCUUAUCCUAUCUCCUAUGCUUUUUGCUGCCACUGGGUGAAACAAUAAGACGUCAUGCUCUUGUCUACCACUGCUGUGCAGAUGACCUGUCUUUUUCUCUGUGUACUCGGAAACCCAAUACUAAUCCUAAGUGGCUGUCUAGCUGAGCUCCAGGUG